This is a messenger RNA of Diabrotica balteata, 1349 nucleotides long. Lineage: Eukaryota; Metazoa; Arthropoda; Insecta; Coleoptera; Chrysomelidae. The record is from the annotation of a GenBank genome assembly.
UUUGAAAAGAAUUUUACCUUGUAUGUUUAUUAUCAAAGUUUAUAGAAAUUUGAACAAGACAUUCACUGAUUUUGAAGUCAAAGUGUUUUUAACAUUUAGUGGCAAUGUCUUAUCAGGAUGAUGAGGAAGGAGUGCCGUUUGAUAGUACAACUGGGUCAUUUCCAAAGGACUUUGGUUAUGGACCUUUUGAGGGUGAACAUGACCUUAUGCCUUCAGCAGGAGAUCAAAAGCCCAGAAUUCUUUUAAUGGGUUUAAGAAGAUCUGGAAAGUCUUCCAUUCAAAAAGUGGUAUUUCAUAAGAUGUCACCAAAUGAAACACUCUUCUUAGAAAGCACUAAUAAAAUUGUAAAGGAUGAUAUUAAUAAUUCCAGUUUUGUACAGUUUCAAAUAUGGGAUUUUCCUGGUCAGAUAGACUUUUUUGAUUCUAGUUUUGAUUAUGAUAUGAUUUUUGGAGGAUGUGGGGCACUGAUUUUUGUAAUAGAUGCUCAGGAUGAUUACAAUGACGCUUUAACUAAACUAAACCUAACUGUAACAAAGGCAUAUAAAAUUAAUCCCAGUAUAAAAUUUGAAGUAUUCAUCCAUAAAGUUGACGGUUUAGGUGAUGAUUACAAAAUGGAAUCUCAAAGGGAUAUCCAUCAAAGAGCAACAGAUGAUCUGAAUGAUGGAGGUUAUGAUCAAAUUCAUCUUAGUUUUCAUCUCACAUCUAUAUACGACCACUCAAUCUUCGAAGCUUUUUCCAAAGUUGUACAAAAACUAAUUCCACAGUUGCCAGCAUUAGAAAAUUUACUUAACAUUUUAAACACGAAUUCAGCAAUUGAAAAAUCGUUUUUAUUCGAUGUAGUUUCAAAGAUUUACAUUGCAACAGAUUCUACACCAGUGGAUAUGCAAAGCUACGAAUUAUGUUGUGAUAUGAUAGAUGUAGUGAUAGAUGUUUCUUGGAUAUAUGGAAUUAAAGAGGAACAAGAUCCAGCGGCCUUUGACGAACAAAGUUCCAGUUUAAUAAAGUUAAAUAACGGAACAGUUUUGUAUUUAAGAGAAGUAAAUAAGUUUUUAGCGUUAGUUUGUAUAUUAAGGGAAGACAAUUUUGAUCAUAAAGGUAUAAUUGAUUAUAAUUUCUUGUGUUUCCGCAACGCCAUACAACAAGUGUUUGAACUUCGAAACAAGCACCCGACGUCCCCCAUGACAAACUCCGUAGGCAGUCCAAUAGUAAACGGCAAUACCAUAGUCAGCGAUGAACAUUCAACGUGAAUUGUCACGUUUAUAUUUGUUACAAUGGCGUACCUGUAUAUUUGAUUGUUUUUUGUUACUAUUUUAGAUUUUUUGCAAAAUAUACGUUUUCUGUGUAGAUAU